CGCGCGCAGGGAAUCAUGUUUCCGCGCGCAGGGAAUCAUGUUUUCUGCGCGCAGGGAAUCAGGUUUCUUUGAGGGAGGAGUCGGCUUUAUGAAUUGAGACAAGGAAAUCAGUAAAUCGUCAUAAACAGAAGAAAAAUGGCUACUUGUAUACAUUUUUUCAUUAUAGUAUUGUGCGCUAUCUGUUCCGUUACUGACAAUAUCGAGGAUCUGAAUUUAUAUUUUUUGGAGCUGGAUGACUGUUUAGAACAAGUUCAACAGGCAUUAGAUACUAAUGAUUUUAAUACAUUUGACCAUCUACAUCGUUUACUCGAAGAACAUGUAAGGAUUUUGUCAACUUUAGCAUCCGUCCUGGACAGUUGUGAAGGAGUGGAUCAAGUAUGUUUGCUGAUAAAUAGAUUAUUUGACGCUGUGAGGACAGUGUAUGGUGAAGUUGACCAAAGAUUGGCUCCUCGAUCCCAAUUUGAAUUUCUUUUCAACAGCCCCCUUGAAAGCACAAGAGGUCGCCCAAGAUACUGCAUAACCAAAGAUCAACUACAGCAACUACGUGCAGCAGGAAUGCCAUGGUGUUCAAUUGCAGCUUGCCUCUGCAUAAGUGAGCGGACACUGUUUCGCAGAAGGCAGCAAUAUGGAAUGACAGGAGAAAAUUAUGCCAACAUCUCAAAUAGUGAACUGGAUAAUAUUAUAAGGGAAAUCCUGAGAGAAACGCUGAAUGCAGGAGGCAACUAUGUUCAAGGUGGUGUCCUAGCCAGAGGAUUAAGAGUUCAGAGAAGGAGAAUUAGAGAUCGAUUAAAUGCCCUGGACCCAGUUCAUUUAUGGUAG
This is a messenger RNA of Acipenser ruthenus (sterlet), 819 nucleotides long. RefSeq lists its product as uncharacterized. The transcript has 4 exons. Bases 136 to 819 code for a protein of 227 amino acids. The record is from RefSeq and is a predicted model, not a curated record. Lineage: Eukaryota; Metazoa; Chordata; Actinopteri; Acipenseriformes; Acipenseridae.